This is a messenger RNA of Xenopus laevis (African clawed frog), 3495 nucleotides long. RefSeq names its product meiosis-specific coiled-coil domain-containing protein MEIOC (gene meioc.L). Bases 146 to 2704 code for a protein of 852 amino acids. The transcript has 8 exons. NCBI's taxonomy places the organism in Eukaryota, Metazoa, Chordata, Amphibia, Anura, Pipidae. The record is from RefSeq and is a predicted model, not a curated record.
UCGGCAGGCGACUAUCAUUCAAAUUAACGGGCAGUGAGGAGGCGGGACCGAUGUUGGUCCCGCCCCCGCUUGCUCUGAGGCACUUCAAGGCUGCGCGCUUCUGUCAGUUUCAGAGGCUGAGAGAACUUGCUGAGGCGCUGUCACUAUGGAGCAUAAAGACAUCUUCAGGGGAAGUAGCCAGUGCUUGAGUUAUUCAGGCGGAAACCAGAAACUGAUGGAAGGAUUUAACAGUAGCAUAGUGGCAAAAUCACCUGCAUUAUUCAAUUCUUACAAAUGGCAGAACAACAAAGUUAUAGACGUAAGUCAAAAUUAUGACCCUUCAGGCCUCACCGGCCCCUUGGAAAAUUCCACAAACGUAGUUGAUUCUUUUCUGCCUUACACACCAUGGUCUACCAAUGGAGAAGAAAUACAAGCAUCAGGCAACCCUCAGGUUAUGUCUAAGAUUCAAGCUGAAAGGCAUGAGUAUGGAAGCGAGUCAGAUCUCUAUGGAUUAGUGUCUAACAUUCUGGAAGAACCAGACAAAUCACAGCCAUAUUUUGCGGAAGGGGCAUGCUCUUCCAUUUUGAAAUCACUAUGGGCAGUAAACAGACUUCCAUAUCAGCAAGAGCUACUUCCAGAAACAAAAAGACAAACAGAGCCAUCCUUCAUAUAUCCAAAUAGGUACACAACAGAUUCCAUUCCUAGUCAUGGAAUGCAAAAACUGGAGGAUACAUAUCAUGGUUUGCCCGGUGUGGGCCCAAAUCAACAUAUGCUUUUUUCAAGCAGGACAGAUAAUGCAGCCUAUAACAAUGACAACUCUAAUGUGGCUUUCCAGUCAUACUGUCUUGAAAAAAAUUGUUUCACACCAUCCUAUGGAUCAACUGAAUCUCUAAAAGACUUUCAACCGAAGAGAACAGAUUUAUAUAAUUCCCAUUAUAACAGACAUUACGAUGGUGACUUUGGUCAGUACAACAUGAUAAAUGCUGUAGCAUCCAAACAAACUGACACCUCAAGGUCUGGCAUUCAAGAUGGCAAAAAAUCACUUAAUGGAUCAGAAAGUGUUUCUGUGGAUAAUGAUAUUUACUCUAGAAUAUUCCAAGCAAAGCAAGGCUACCAAAUGAAUACAGAAGAUUUCUCAAUUAGUCAACAGAAUUAUAAAUGCCCAAAAGUUCCCCAAGUACACCCAGAUAACCUUAUUGCAAAAGAUAUAUUUUCACCAGAUUGCAGACUAGAACCAGAUUAUACACUUGCUCUAGAAGGAGGCAGCGAUUUUGGAAAUAACGUAGAGAAUAUGCACCCUAAGCACAAUGCACAUAAUUUUACAAGCCUGUUAUCUGCUUCCCCGGUGGAUGCUAAAUCAGUCAGGUCUCCAUGGAUGAAGCGGAACAGUGAAAGUAAUAAAAUGCAUUGCAAUCAAGGCACCAUGCUGAGAAUUAGCAGUCAUUCAGCUGGCGUUCAGAAAAACUCUACUCAAAACACAGACUAUACUGCUGUAUGUUCACCCUCUUUCACUCCAAAUGUCACUUCAGUGUUCCAGAAAUCCUCCCAAGAGAACAUGCCGACCUUUGAUUACAAUUGUUGUACUCCAGACAGAAACCAGGAGGACUUUGGCCAGACAGAAGAAGAAGAAGAAAGCCUGUAUGGACUUGCACAAGACAAUGAGCUUAAGCCUCUCAAUGGAUUUCAUGAGAACUUCCCAUACCCCUAUGGUGUUUUUGACAUUGGAAAGCAGGGCUUUCAAAUGAAACCUCACAGUGCACAGCGUAAUGAAUUGGAAAAGAAUUUAGAGAACAUACCGCAAAACCUUCAGGAUUUGCUUGAUCGUUUAGGGAAGUGUAAAAGCCAAACGAAAGCAAGUGGUAAUAAUAAGACUGUUACCAACAUCAAUAAAUGUAACCCUCUUCAAGCCAAAUGGUUUUCUGGCCCCAUUAUGAUGGGUGGUGACGCACAAACUAGUAUCCUUCAUCCAAUGCCUUUCACCAAUCUAAGGUCUCAUUUUCCACAUCCAUUGAGCCAUUCUGUCCUCCCCUUCCUUGAUUCCUGCAAAUCACAUCCUUUUGAAGAUAUAAAGCGACUGAACCCUCACUUUAACGACUUGAUAUAUGGGGAAUCCAGUUAUUCCACCUUGACACCAAUGUUUGGCAUCCAUGGAUCUCUAAGGCCCCGGAAUGUGUCUGCCAACGAAUUACAUAUUUGCCUGGAUGAGUGUUAUGAGCAAUGGCGAGCAAUGGAAAAAGAGAGGAAAAAGGCAGAAUCAAUUCUUGCAAGAAAGUAUCCAGGCAAAAAAGUCUCAAGCUCUAACAAUACCACAAUCCCAAGGCUCUGUGCCAAUCCUUCUAGAGUUGAUAGACUGAUUGUGGACCAGCUACGUGAACAUGCCAGGGUUGUAACUCUGCUGGGGAAAAUGGAGCGCCUACGUAGUUCCCCCCUACAUGCUAACAUCUCUACAGCCCUCGACCGGCAGUUGGAGGCAAUUCACAUUGCACAGGUGCGCCGCAAGGAUGAAAUUAUCAAUGCAUCAAAUCGCCAGAGGCAAGGAGGGGCUCGCUGCCAGGAAGAGAGAGAUGUCAUUGCCCUUGCUUCCUCUCUCAAAAAUGUUUCAGCAGCCACCCGCAAAUCUCGGACUGCAUUAUGGUGCGCUCUGCAGAUGACUCUGCCUAAAAUACUGUGCACUACCAACGAGGAUCUGGAAAAGGCUUUGGCAAAUCCACAGGAAGAGAUGUAACCACCAUGUUCAGUUCAUUAUGUUGUUCCCCAUCUAAAUAUUAUAAAGAUGGACUGCAACGGUUCUACUUUUUUUUUUAAGUACCAGUGUAGGUACUUGAAAUUUGUUCUCUUUUCAAUGAAGUGUUUUGGUUCCUUGAUGAAGUAGAAGUUUCUGAAAUAGAUCCAUGAAGAAACUUUAUCAUAAAAAAAUGCGUAAUUAUAAUAAGCAUUGCCAGAGCAGAAAGAUUAGUUAAAAGGUUUCUUGUUUACCCAUUAUUGAUCAAUAAUAAUGAAUUUUUUUCUCACCAAGGAAAUAUCAUUCAGGUGAAUGCUGGAGGGCAUCUGUUGGAUUUGUGGAUUGUGUUUGUGCUUUAGUUAUGUUAUUUUGCCCAAGACACCUCAUCUUGUCCUAAAUGGACAUUCCUGUAUUUCUUUUUUAGAAUGGGAAGGUAAAUUUGGUUAAAUGCAGUUGUUCUAAAGCUGCAUCCCCACAGAAAAAAAAUUGGAGCCGUGGCUCCUUAAACUAUCUAUUUAUUACAUUUUAAAUAUAUUAGUAGUGCAGUGCUGGUGCUUUACAGGCUGAAUACCUUCACAAGAAGCAAAGUAGUAGUGCAUGCUGCAUCUUUCUUAUUGGCAUGCAUCUCAUUUGUUCCACACCAACAUGGCAUUACUAAUAUGUUCCUUAAUCGCUCACAGAUAGAGAACACCAAUAGUAACGCAGAGACCGUUGUAACCAUGGGGUAGAUUUAUCAAAGAGUGAAGUUAGAGAUCUCCACAGUCUGCAGAGUGAAAUACCAACUCUUCCAUUAA